AUGGCACGUCCGUUUGAAAACCUGAAAGACAUCAAUGAAAGCAAGGAGCUUUGGAAAAUAGCAGUUCGUGUUCAUCACAAAUGGAGUGUGGUAUCAAGAAAUAAGGAACACUUUGAAAUGAUCCUGGUUGACAAGGAAGAUUUACAGGAUGUUAUUAUUGUUUGUAAGGUUUACAUGAUGAUGUUGACAUAUAUGUUAUCUGUGUUUUAUGUGCUGUUGUAUUUGAUAGGAAUGGUAUCAGAUAUUGGAUACACACAAAUUCACGCCGUUUCCAAAAAACAGCAAAUCAACUUGGUUUUGAAGGAUUUAGGAAACAACACUAUCAAUUGUACUCUUUGGGAGGGAUAUGCCUUGCAGUUUUAUGAAUACCAACAACAGAAAAAUGCAAGAUCUACACCAACUCUAAUUGCUUUGCAAUAUGCCAAGGUCAAAGAAGAAGGGAAGUACCCAUUAUGUGUUUCAAACACUUUCAAUGUCACAAAGUUGCACAUAAAUGAUGAUCUACCUCAGAUUAAGGAGUUUUUAAAUAAGUUUAGGGAUACUUGCAUAACAACAACUUCCUUGGUCGGUACAUCAAGCCAGAAUAUGACUAAACUUUCGCAUGCAUCUGAAGGUUCUGCAAGUUCUCAACUCAUACCAUAUGACAAAUUUAUGUACAAGACUGUUGUUCUUCUGCCUCUAACUGAAAUUGUCAAGCUGAAAAAUACCAAUCCUUGUGUCACGGUUUCUAAGAUUGAGAAGGUCAUACCUGCUCAUGGAGGCUGGUACGAAAUUCUUAUUGAUGUUGUCAGUGAAGGAUGUCAAGCAACCUUUGUUAUAUGGGACAGGGAGUGCACACAGUUGUUGAAACUUAUUGCAGCACAGAUGCGCAACAUCAUGAUUGAGGUUAGCUUAUAA
Molecule: messenger RNA, 897 nt
Organism: Vicia villosa (hairy vetch)
Lineage: Eukaryota; Viridiplantae; Streptophyta; Magnoliopsida; Fabales; Fabaceae
Exons: 9
Coding region: 1-897 (298 amino acids)
Source: RefSeq, a predicted model, not a curated record